GCAGCCUGUAGCCCAUUCAAAGGCCUACUGUUGGACCUCUGCUUAUUUUGCAAUACGUCUUUAGUACGGACUGAAAAAUGUCCGAUUUCGAUGAGUUUGAGAAGCAGUUAAGCGAAAAUCGGCAAGCUGCAGGGCAGAUCCCCAGGAUAGCUUUACUGGCAACAUCCACCACCAGCGGCGUGGCAGUGACGCCCACCCAGGUGCCGAUGGUCGGCAGCCAGAUGACCCGGCAGGCCAGGCGGCUUUAUGUCGGCAACAUCCCCUUCGGCCUGACGGAGGAGGCCAUGGCGGAUUUCUUCAAUACCCAGAUGCGAUUGGCUGGCUUAUGUCAAGGUCCCACCAAUCCCGUCCUCGCUGUUCAGAUAAACCAGGACAAGAACUUUGCCUUCCUUGAAUUUCGGUCCGUGGAUGAGACCACGCAGGCAAUGGCCUUCGACGGCAUCAUUUUCCAGGGUCAGUCGUUAAAAAUCAGGCGGCCCCACGACUAUCGCCCCCUGCCUGGCAUCUCAGAGCAGCCCGCCUUCCACGUACCAGGGGUCGUCUCCACCGUGGUUCCAGACUCGCCACACAAGCUCUUUGUCGGAGGCCUGCCCAACUAUCUCAGUGACGAUCAGGUGAAGGAACUCUUGACGUCGUUCGGACCUCUUAAGGCCUUCAACCUUGUGAAGGACAGUGCCACGUCACUGUCUAAGGGUUACGCUUUCUGUGAAUACGUGGACAUCAGUGCCACUGACCAGGCCGUGGCUGGACUCAAUGGCAUGCAGCUCGGAGACAAGAAGCUCAUCGUCCAGCGGGCAAGCGUGGGGGCUAAGAAUGCCAACGCUACGGCCAUCAUCGAGACGCCGGUGACGCUGCAGGUUCCAGGGCUGCAGCGGCUGCAGAGCUCCGGCAUGCCCACGGAGGUGCUGUGCCUCCUCAACAUGGUCAUGCCCGAGGAGCUGGUGGACGACGAGGACUACGAGGAGAUCCUGGAGGACAUCCGGGAGGAGUGUUGCAAGUACGGCAACGUGCGCUCCAUCGAGAUUCCGCGGCCCGUCGAUGGCGUGGAGGUGCCUGGCUGUGGCAAGGUGGGACCCGUACUCUCCUGUACCAGUGGCAAAAAGAAGACCUCUGUAGGCACUAAACACAGGCUCAUGGGAGCAUUUCUUGCACAAAAGUGUUUUGAAAACGGAAUAAUUUUUUGUGUAAGAAAAACAAUCUGAUUGGUUCAGAUAGACAGACAAUCUGAUUGGUUCAGAUAGACAGACAAUCUGAUUGGUUCAGAUAGACAGACAAUCUGAUUGGUUCAGAUAGACAAUCAUUUUUCAUUCUGCCCUCAACAUUUUCUUUGUGUAAGAAAGAAAAUUUUGUACAAUCAUUGAUUACUCGCAAAUGUUAAUAGUCAUCCGCUGUUUAUCUUGAAUAUGUAAAAGCAGUGCGCGUAUAUUUCCUCGUUAGUAUAGUGGUGAGUAUCCCCGCCUGUCACGCGGGGGCCGGUCGCGUAUAGCCAUAACACAGUGGCAGCCAAUGAAAUUGAAGGAUUUUUUUUGCGAAGCGAAGAGACCCUCCCCGGCGCUGCAAAAUCUCCGUUAAUGAUUUUUUUUCUGAUACAUUUCAAGUUAGAUUGAAAUGCUAAUCAUUUUGAGGCAUGUUUUCAAAAAAGCAUGAACAAAUUUCUCCAUUUCUUGUAAUCACAUUCAUCCAUUAUUCUUCGUUUUCUUGAUAUUGAUGUAUUUAAUAAACAGCUUAAAACUA
Brienomyrus brachyistius is the source of this 1734-nucleotide messenger RNA. Its product is annotated as splicing factor U2AF 65 kDa subunit-like. The record is from RefSeq and is a predicted model, not a curated record. NCBI's taxonomy places the organism in Eukaryota, Metazoa, Chordata, Actinopteri, Osteoglossiformes, Mormyridae. Gene Ontology annotation, cellular component: U2AF complex; commitment complex; U2-type prespliceosome. Gene Ontology annotation, molecular function: pre-mRNA 3'-splice site binding; poly-pyrimidine tract binding. Bases 78 to 1202 code for a protein of 374 amino acids. The transcript is spliced from 8 exons. Gene Ontology annotation, biological process: mRNA processing.